AUGCGUAGCGAAACAUUUUUCCUGCUGCAUGCCAAACCUUGGAGCCUCGACAGUCUGCUCCUGCUGGUGGGAACAGUAACCGCGGUCCUGGUUGGGGCAUCGACUCCCUCUCUUGGCUCAGUCUACAGCCGGUUACUCGAUGGGCUGUCCACUCGGGAGGCCGUUGCCUGGACGCAGGUGGAAUCGCAACAAGGCCCAGCUCGGCAGUAUAUCAAGAUGAUAAUGAUGAUAGCCUGUUGCCACUUCGUCCUCAACUAUAUCAGUUUGGCCUGCUGGGGUCUGUUUGGUGAACGUCUGACACAGCGUAUUCAGUACGCUGCUUUGAGCGCUCUGGUGCACCAGGAUCUUGCCCACAUUGACGCAAAGUCGCCGGGAGAGCUCGACACGUAUCUGGACACGGACAUUGACAACAUCCGCCGAGGUGUCGGGGAACAACUGGGGAUAUUGAUCUCUCUCGCCUCCUCCACAACCUUCUCGUAUGGAGUCAGCUUCUGGGAGUCUCCUACAACGACUUGGAAGAUGUCAAUGCUGCUUCCGCUGUACCUGCUCUUCCCUAUGCUUGGACAAGAGACAGUACUGAGCAGAACAAUCGACAAAGGGAUCAGCGCGGCAUGUGCAUUUGCCUCGGAUACUCUCUGCCACUUGAUGGUGGUGCAUGCGUUCCAAGCAUCGAGCAGAUUUGAAAAACGAUUCAACGAGAAACUACGGUCGUUGGACACUACUUGGCGAGUGAGACGCCUCUUCUUUGCCAGUCAUGCAAGUCUACUUCAUUUCUUGCCUUUUGCUCUCAAGGCAACGGCCGUCUGGCACACUGGUCAGAUCACCGUGGGACAGGCGACCGCGGUGUCCAGCAACCUGAUUGCCAUGUCCUUGACCAUUUCCUCGCUCGUUCCCUCCUGGAAUGCCUUUACCGCCGCGCGUUCGUCGUAUGAGCAACUCCUACCAACGCUGUCACGAAACUCAAAGAUUGACGCGAGAUCACUCGAAGGCCUGCCCGCUCCAAAAUCGCCAGCAGUGCUUGACGUACGUGAAGUCCGAUUUCGUUAUCCCGAUUGUCAGGAGAGAUUUGUACUUGAUCGCAUUUCUUUUCAGAUUCCAGGACGUGGCACUAUUGCGAUCGUCGGCAGCUCAGGAGGCGGUAAGUCAACUCUAGCCAGUCUGGUGUGCCGAUUGUAUGACCCUAUUUCUGGUUCCAUACAGCUCGACGGUAGGGACAUCCGUGACUACAACAUCCGUAGCCUACGAAGUAGCAUUGCGUUAGCAGACCAGAGGCCUGUGCUCAUGAGCUGUUCGGUUCUGGAAAAUGUGGCGCAAGGACUGGUCCGUUGUAUGGAGGGAUGGCCAACACAGCACGCAUUGUCCUCCAUGGUUGAACGGGUUCGAAGCGGUCAGACAUGGGAGGAAGCCGCCAGAGGCUCAGUUGUGUUGAGAGCCAUUGUUUUCCGGGUGGUCGAAGCACUGCAGCUGACAGAGGCUUCAAAAUUUGUCUCGGCUCUACCAUACGGAAUGGCGACUGAAAUUGGGCCAGGAGGUGCGAGUUUGAGCGGUGGUCAGACGCAGCAGCUUGCUUUGGCCAGAGCAGUUAUACGAAACGCUCCUAUACUCAUUUUGGACGAAGCAACGUCAGAAGUUGAUGCCAUGACCGAAAGGAGCAUUCAAGACAAUCUACGCGUGCGAUACGCCGAUCGAGCUAUAGUCUUCAUCACGCACAAAUUAUCAACAGUUCAAACUUGUGACAAUAUCAUACUCAUCGACAAUGGCACUGUGGUCGAUCAGGGAUGCUUUACACAGCUCAUGUCAAACGAUGGCGCGUUUGCGAAGUUGGUUCAUUUCCAGCAUAUGGAGGCUCAUUCUGAACACAGUGACCCAGAAGCCGGCAAAGGGAAGCAGUUGGAAGUGAUCAGGCCAGCUGCUCCUCUCACGCACGCCCCGGAACGCAGCAAGCAAUCGAUCAGUACAGUACCAGCAUAUCCUCAAAUCGUGUCCUUCUUCCGGGAGCAUACACUAUCUCAAAACUGCUACGUCUGGAUAGCAAUUCUGGCCACCAUGUUACUCAGCGCGUCACCUCUUCUCGAUGCGGUCCUCAUGGCGAGUGCCCAGACGGCAGUCCCCCAUAGCACCACAGCACAGCCCCAGUCCACUAGUGUGAGCCAUGCCUACUGCUUGAUGCUUGUGGCGACUGGGAUGAUUGUUUCUGCUACUGGUUUCCUUGGGGCGUAUGCGAUUGACCGCGUUACCGAAAGCUUUCUCAGCCGUGUGAGAGUGCUGUCUUUACACGCUUUGCUCAAUAAAGACCUAGCCUGGCACGAUAGCCACCUGAGACUAAGGGACAGUGCAUUCGCCGAUGCUACAUUGCUUGACAACUUGACAGCCACGAUUAUUGAGCACACCAUCGGCGCUGCCGUCUCUUCCACGGUAGGACCAGCAUUCGCACAUGUAGUUGCUUGGAAGGUGGCUGUCAUGCUAUUGCCAACUCUGCCACUUGUGAGCGCAGCCGGGGUUUUGUGCUCCAAGCUGCUUGGCCCGCUCUACGCCCUGCACUACGAGGCGUUCAGACGUUCCAUUGAUACGAACAAAGCAUCUCUCAGCAGAGUCCGUCACCUGAUUUGUUUCGGGCUUGAGGAAGAGGCACUGCGGGCGUUCGCGGACAGUCUCGCGGCACACCGAGCUGUACGCUUGCGCAAGGUGAUCUACGCCAACUUCUUCUUGGCAGCAUCGAUGAGCUUCCCACUUUUCGUUCAUGGGAUCACGUACUGGUGGGGCGUCAAGCAAAUCUUUGCCGGCCACUGCAGUGCAGCACAGAUGUUCAUGGCGCUACCAUCGCUUGCGUCUGGAGCUCAUGGGUUAGGGAAAAUCAUGGGCCUUCCUCACGAACUGGCUCGGACUGGCCCAGCUACGACAAGGAUCUCGAACCUUGUCGCAUUGAUACCACGAAAACAGGAGAUAUCGAACCUAAGCGGCCGUUCCAACGUGGGAACUACUGCAUUCACGGUCCACGAUGGAGAAGCCCUGCGACGGAGGAAGGUAAUUUCAUGGCCACAAAACACACCCAUCAUCGAGCUGAGAUCGAUACACUUCGCUUACCCAAGCCGACCUACCCGCGAAGUUCUUGGUCAACUGACCCUCACGAUCCCACGUGGAUCAUUUUGUGCCUUCGUCGGCGACUGCGGCUCGGGAAAAUCGACGAUACUCAGUCUCAUCGAAGGUCUGUAUGCCCCUUCGCGGGGGCGUGUCCUCAUCAACGGAGAAGACAUACACGCAGAAGGCAGUGGAAUGCAUCAUUACCGCCGGAGCAUGUCUCUGGUUCCACAGGUCAAUUCACUAUUUGAGGGCCCUGUUGCUUUUAACCUCAAUGUUGGAUCCGAUCCAAGUGUGGAGAUGAGUCCCCUUCAUAAACUCCAAAGCGCUGCCCGUAGCGCUGGGAUUCAUGAAGUCAUUCGAGCACUUCCAUCAGGGUACCAGACUGACUGUGGCACAGUCGGGAGUCGCUUUUCUGGCGGCGAAACGCAACGUCUGUGUAACGCAAGGGCAUUGGUGCGUGAGCCCGAGAUUCUUCUGCUUGAUGAGCCAACAAGUGGUCUUGAUAGCCAGUCUGAGGCUCGUUGGAAAGCGCAUCUUCAUACCGUCAACAAGCAAGAUGGGGUGACAGUGGUUGUCGUGGCUCACAAGUUACACACCAUACAACGAGCGGAUAUCAUUUUCGUAAUCAAUCAAGGUCUGUGCGUAGACCAGGGCACUCAUCGCGAGUUGCUAGGACGAAGCUCAUGGUAUCGAAGGAACGUGCUCCAGCAAAGUUUUAGUUGA
Messenger RNA from Cercospora beticola, 3804 nucleotides. Its product is annotated as ABC transporter ATP-binding protein. Gene Ontology annotation, cellular component: membrane. Gene Ontology annotation, biological process: transmembrane transport. Gene Ontology annotation, molecular function: ATP hydrolysis activity; ATP binding; ABC-type transporter activity. Lineage: Eukaryota; Fungi; Ascomycota; Dothideomycetes; Mycosphaerellales; Mycosphaerellaceae. The record is from RefSeq and is a predicted model, not a curated record.